GGGGCCGCAUGUGAACAGGUCAGAGGGGCAGUCUGACGCCGGCUAGCCUGUCAAAUGAAACCCUUGUUGAAUAACUUCUCGUAUUCUCGUCAUUUGUUAUCACAAAGGAGGGCGACCGACGCACGAAAACACCGGCAGACAUGUCGUACUGUAAACAAGAAGGUAAAGAUCGCAUCAUCUUUGUGACCAAGGAAGACCACGAGGCUCCCAGCAACGCUGAGCUGAUCGCCGAUGACCCCGACGAUCCUUACGAGGAGCAGGGCCUGAUUCUGCCAAAUGGAGACAUAAACUGGAACUGUCCCUGUCUGGGGGGCAUGGCCAGCGGCCCGUGCGGCUCUCAGUUCAAGGAGGCUUUCUCGUGCUUCCACUACAGCAAGGAAGAGGUGAAGGGCUCCGAGUGCAUCGACAACUUCCGCAACAUGCAAGAGUGCAUGCAGAGGUACCCCGAGCUCUAUCCCCAGGAGGAAGACAAGGAAAGCUCCUCCCAAGAAGAGUCCAGCUCUGCUUCUUCGUCCGCCGCCUCGUCUGACAAUUCUGCCUUAUCAUCUGAGAUGGACUCUUCUCAGGUCUCUUCAGUAGUCUCUUCUGACAGCACUUCACCUACAGACAACCACGCCGCCAGCUAAAGUCAAAUCAGUCACCAUCCGCAGGCUCUAGUUGUUUUUGUACAAACACUGCCCGGCAUCAAUGAAUCUCCUUGAGUAGUUGCGAUUGGUCCUUUGUCCCGUUCAAGCCUUUGGAGAGGGCUCACUGACACAGCUCUGACACUCGUGGGAAAUAUUCACAGGCCAUCAGGGGAAGACUUGCUGAGAAAUGUAGCGUUGGUACAAAAAUACAGGGUGCUCAUUUUGCUGAGAACUCAAAUAUUAUUGAAUGAUAUGAUUACCGAUAUUGGGCCGCGCUGAUGUCUGCAGGGACGUUGGCUAAAAGACUCACUUUAUAUGCAACAGAAAUUUAAUUUGCUGCUUGUUGUCAUGUUAGUCAGGAGUGUGUUAGCAUCCUGAAUGUGUGUUGGCCGGUUUAAUGUCAGCUGGUCAGUAGCACUUAACACUGCUUCAGAACUAAUCUUUAGGGUAAGACGUAAUCAUCCUAUGGUUUAAACAGAGUCAGCUUUUUACUUCAGCCAAAUCCUUCUACCUACUUUCCGUCACUUGAGACCAAACACAUGUAACUGGCAAGAAUGAAAGGCUGCUGUCAGAAUAUCUGUGCAGUUUAUAUGUCAUAAUGUUUCUAGGAGCGCUCGUGGUCUUCUUCAGGAACUUCAGGGUAUCCAUCCUUAUCUGUCGCUGCACGAACAAUGAAGUUGUUAAUUGGCCUGUUACAUUCACCGCUGACUUCAUUUGGUCUUUUUUCCUUGUCCCAACACUGUUUAGAGUCUUUAACUGUGGUUAACAACCAGUAUCAUCCAGGCCUUAAAGGACUGCGUGGUUUUCUCAAAAAGAUUAAAAUGAUCAUUUAACUGUU
Mugil cephalus (flathead mullet) is the source of this 1464-nucleotide messenger RNA. RefSeq names its product coiled-coil-helix-coiled-coil-helix domain containing 4a (gene chchd4a). NCBI's taxonomy places the organism in Eukaryota, Metazoa, Chordata, Actinopteri, Mugiliformes, Mugilidae. The transcript is spliced from 3 exons. Gene Ontology annotation, cellular component: mitochondrial intermembrane space. Gene Ontology annotation, biological process: protein import into mitochondrial intermembrane space. The coding region runs from base 141 to 626 and encodes 161 amino acids. The record is from RefSeq and is a predicted model, not a curated record. Gene Ontology annotation, molecular function: protein-disulfide reductase activity.